This is a messenger RNA of Polistes canadensis, 2088 nucleotides long. It is a transcript of the gene Seipin, whose product is annotated as seipin. The transcript has 5 exons. Bases 185 to 1216 code for a protein of 343 amino acids. Lineage: Eukaryota; Metazoa; Arthropoda; Insecta; Hymenoptera; Vespidae. Gene Ontology annotation, biological process: lipid droplet organization; lipid storage. Gene Ontology annotation, cellular component: endoplasmic reticulum membrane. The record is from RefSeq and is a predicted model, not a curated record.
UUGUGUAAAAAGUUUAAGCAUAGGUGUUCAUAACCUAUAUUUUUAUAUGACGUGAUAAACCAAAUACGAAUAGACGACAGAUUUUAUUUUAUCUUUUUUAAUAACUUGUAACGACGAACUUAAUUUUAUAUUUAAUAUUUACUUAUUAAUUUUAAAUUUUAACAACAAAAUAUACUUGCUCAGAAUGUUAAUUUCAAGAUCAUUGCAACAAAUAAUACAGAAAUGGUUAAGUAUGCAGAAGAAAACAACACGGAAAAUACGAUCAGUGAAGGAUGCAGUUUUUCGUGGAGGCAUUAUUAUUAGCAGUGCUAUUCUCAUUGUUUGGUUAUCUGUAUUUCUCUAUAUAGCGUUUUACUAUGCAUACAUGCCUAGUAUGUCAUAUAUGCGGCCGAUACACCUGCAAUUCCAAUCAUGCAAUAACAAAAGAGGUAUGUGCAAUUUUCCAUCGGCCAUGGUAGAAUUGACAAAAAAGCAAAGCCUAUUCAUGGUUGGUCAGCCUUAUAAAAUUAACUUACAUCUAGAAAUGCCUGAAUCUCCUGUGAAUAAGGAACUUGGAAUGUUUAUGGUAUGUGCACGAUUACAUAGUAGAAAUGCUUUUGUUGUGGAACGUGUCUGCAGGUCAGCAAUGUUGCACUAUCGCAGUACAUUAUUACACACACUUAGUACUCUUAUAUUUUCACCUAUGAUGAUCUCUGGAACUACAGAAGAGAAACAAACUCUUGUCCUUGAAUUAUUUGGAAAUUUUGAAGAAGAUCAAAGUCGUCCGGUUACAUUAGUUCAUGUUGAAAUUGAAUCAAGAUUCAUUGAAUUUUAUUCUGCGUUAUUAGUUAUCAAUGCGCAUUUGUCAGGCCUACGUUAUUUGAUGUAUCAUUGGCCUAUUUUAUCAGCCAUCAUUGGUAUUGGAACUAACUUGUUUUUCUUAGCACUUAUAUCUAUCUUAUCACAUUUACAUUUCGCUAUGGAAGAAGAAGAUGAAGAGGAUGAUUAUAUUUAUGAGAUAGGCGAAUCAGAAGAAGAAAAAGAUAUUAAGACACUUGAUGAUUCAUCAUUGGAUACUUUAUCUCUGGAAGAUGUUCCGGUGUUAGAAGAUAUUCCACAACCUCAUGAGGAAAGUCAUUCGAGUCAUCCAUCUGAUCCGAUAUUAGGCGAGCCUAGUUACAUUCAAGAAAUUUCUACCCUCAUAGCAGAAUCAUCUGCCGUCGAAUUUGCGAAAUAGCUUGAUUUUUUUGUACAAAUAUAUUACUCGUUGAAAACAACGAAAUAUACUUGAUUUAUGUACAAAAAAUAAGACAACAAAAUGGAUAUAACCACACUUUGAUAUUAUCUAAGAAAUUCGUAGUAGUAUUUAGUCGAUAAUUUAUAUUCAUACCAAUGGUAUUGCCGUCAGUAUACUGUCGCAAUAAUAAUCUUAUGUAACAUAUACAUAUGACUGUCUGUAAAUUAAUUUAAAAAGCAAAUGAUAUUGUGCUGUGAAAAUCGAUAUAUUUUUGUAUGUUAGUAACUAUUUAAAUAUUUAUUCUUAAUGCGAUAAUUUUUAUCUUAAUCUUAUCGAUUCUUUAAUAGAAAUUAAUGUACGUGUAAAUGUAAUGUUACGAAAAGAUGAGAUUGUAUAAGAUAGAAUAUACACUAGAAUGCAUUUUAUAUUAAAUAUAUCUGCAUUUAUAUACAUUUCGUCUAUAUUUUUUCUAGAAAAAUGUAAAAUGAUUAUGUAAAUUGAUUGUUAAAUCAUUUCCUACGGGUAUAGUAAUUAACGUUAAACGUACCAUGACCGAUCAAAUAUGUACUAUUUUGGCAUUAUUUCUUACAAGUUAUAGUGCUAUUUAGUGAAUCAAGAAUUUUUAUUGUAUAAGUGAUAUAUUUUUUGCUAAACUUAUAUUGUAAAAUACAUGAUUUUUUGAAGACGGGUCAUCGGUACGUUUAGUGUUAAAAUAUAUAUACCAAGUGAUAUUUCAUUUCAUGUCAUUACACGUAUAUAUGGACAUAUGAUAUCAGUAAAUAUGUGAAUGUAAUAAAAAAAUAUACGACUGAUUGAUAAUGUAAAUGAACAAACAAAUAAUUAUUAAAAAGAUCUUAAACUGAUCUAUCUAA